AUAUACAUAUGUAUAUGUAUAUAUAUAUAUAUGAUGCAUUGAUUUUCGAGACUCAAUUCAAGUUCAUUCAAUCAAAAUGCUGGGAUUAACACUCGCGCUUGUUGGAGCUCUGAGUUCGUUAUACGGCAUCAAUGGAUGGAUUUUACGGCCACGGUGGCGGUCAGCUGAAUCUUUUCAAGAUGUGGUGACGUCACAAUGGGAGUUGAGACAGCGUUUCCUGCUGGACUUGAUGCUGCAGGUGCACAAGCCUCUGUUGCAACAGGAGCUCAUCGAAAUGGGACGUCAGCUAAACGAGAAUCCAAAUGAUUAUGAGGAGGGAAGCUGGCCAUUGCUGUUGGAUUUUAUGGAUGAUGUGCAUCAGGGACGUAUGCUGCGUCCAUAUAGCAUCUAUAGCCAGCUGCAGGAGGAUCUGCCACAGCAGCUACUGGGUGUCUAUCGAUUUCUAAAGCUAGCCAAGGAUUGGAAGACCUUUCAACGCAAUGCCUGCUACGCACGCAUCCGCUUCAAUUCCGUUCUCUUUGUGAAUGCCCUCCAGUUGGCAAUUGAAGAGCGGUCGGAUGCCAAGGAUCUAAUGCUGCCUGCCAUGCACGAGGUACUGCCACAGCUGUACUUUGAUAGAGAGGUUAUAUUGGAGGCCCAACGAGUCAAUUGGCAGCAGUUAGCGCCAGUUCCGAAGAUCAGCAACAAACACGGCUGGAGAGAGACACUCGGCAGCUUUGUAUACCCAAAGAUGCUUAGGCAAUCAAGUUUAGAAGUGGAGUUAGUCCCCGCCGAUCCAAUGGUAAUUGAGGUGGAGCCUUUAGAAACGCAGCUCAGCUUGGAUGUGGAAUUGAAUGGUUAUUGGAGCAGACUUCUCAGUCGUCUGAUGAUAUCAGCCAAGGACUCUGCAAGUGACGAUCAUAAUGAGCGCAUAUUUCGAGGAAAUCCAAACAUUUCUAUAGACCACCUGGUGCUCAUGCACAACAUCAAACAAUUCGUAGCUCUGUUCCAGCUGGAGGAACUGUCCACGGGCACACGAUCGCUACAGUUGAUUGAGCCCACAUUGCUGACGACCGGAGGGGUGCCCUAUAAGGCAACAGGUCUCAGCGCUGAGGCCGUGCGUCAAUUGAUAAGCGAGUCUAUCGAAGAGCUGCGCAUACAGAUUGAUAAGGAGCUGACAGAAGCUAACAAUGUGCAGGCAAUGUGGAUGGUGGGUCAAGUGAUAUCAACACAGUACUGGCAGAUCUGUAGACAUCUCAGCCAGGCCAUUAAUGGUAACCAUGUGGAGCCCAAUCUUAUGGGCAUGGCCACAUUCAACUUAAGGGAUCCCAUUUACCGCUUGCUGCUAUUCCAGUUCGCAGAUCUGAUUGCACAAUACGAGCCACGGAUAAAGGCAACAUCGCAUCAAAGGCAGCAUCUGCAAUUGAGACACAUCCGUGUGGGACAAUUGGAAACCUAUGACGAGCUUGAGGACACCGAUCUGAUCAAUCUAAUGGAUCAACAGCUGCUUCAGACGCAGCGCAACAAUUUGCAGCUGCUGCGUCGUCGCCUCGUGGCACGUCAGCUCCGUUUGAACCACAAACCAUUCAACAUCACCUACGAACUCUUCGCUACCGCUCCUAUCGCAGUGCUAAUUAGGAGUUAUCUACUGCCACCAGGUGGAAUCAAUAUUCAGCAUCGACUGCUUAUUGAUAGUUUUGUCAGCCACUUGACGGCAGGGGAGCAGCAACUGGAACGACAUUUCCCUACUGCUCCCAAUGGAUAUACUCUCAGCGAUCUAUAUGAGGCGAAGCAUCCCUUAAAUGCUUUCAAGUUCAGUUCCUGUUCAUUUCCCAAACACUUGCUUCUACCUCGAGGCACUGCUGAUGGUCUGAAACUCAAUCUACUCGUGCAGAUCUCACUUUGGACUUCAUCAGAUUUUAGGAGCUCAGAGUGUGAAUGGUCCGCUAGCGUUGAGGAUUGGACAGCUCACAACGUGGUCGAUGCGCUAUUAGAUGUGAAAGUCCAGCAUCACAAUAUUAAUCCUAUCGAAAAGGAUACAGGACAAAUAAUAAUAUUUAUAAGAAAAAUUACCUAAAUAUCUAUUCUAGAAUUAUGAUUUAAUUAAAUUAACAGUUGAAAUCGAUCGAAUUGAUUUGAAGAGUGACAGCAUGUUUUAUGAUUUAUUUAAAAGCAAAAUAUCAAAUUGAGUACUCAUGUGUGUAAACCUCACUACUCAUAUAAAUAUAUCAUUACAGUCAGCCUUAAGCAGGCAAGCAGGUCACAUUUUAUUUUCUCAACAUUUUAUUAUU
Drosophila innubila is the source of this 2270-nucleotide messenger RNA. RefSeq names its product larval serum protein 1 alpha chain. The coding region runs from base 77 to 2056 and encodes 659 amino acids. The transcript is spliced from 2 exons. The record is from RefSeq and is a predicted model, not a curated record. Lineage: Eukaryota; Metazoa; Arthropoda; Insecta; Diptera; Drosophilidae.